UUACUGGAACUUCUCAAGCACUUCUGUGGCCUCCAUUUGUCCUUUGAGUUAGCACAUUGGCUGCUUGUAACUUUUGCUUAACAAACUAAACUUCGUCGUUCCAAUAAAGAGCCACGAUGCAGGCCCUGCGGCAGGUCGCCGGGGUCGUCGUCAGAGUGUCCAGGCAGCAGACCACUUCUGCGGCAGCUUCUCCCGCAAAGACGGCUGCCGCCGGGGCGACCAGCAGGCGCAUGAAGUACCCCUACACACUGACGGCAAAAAUCGCCCAGUUUCCCUACAAGUUCCACUUCCAGAAAUUCUGGCUCAUCAGAUAUUUCCUCUGUGGUGGCCUUGUGGUCUACAUGGUCUUCAUGGUGUACCCCAUUCACAAGGCGGUCAACUCUCCACAGAGUAUUGAGGCUCACAAGAAAGUCAUGGCCAAGGCUGCAGAGCAGCACGGGCACCACUGAUGGACUGGCGUACACCAAAUUGGGUAUAACUCCUAGGAAAGCAAAUAAAUGGAUGAGUUGCAUUAAA
Molecule: messenger RNA, 516 nt
Organism: Dermacentor silvarum
Lineage: Eukaryota; Metazoa; Arthropoda; Arachnida; Ixodida; Ixodidae
Gene: roh
Exons: 4
Coding region: 117-449 (110 amino acids)
Source: RefSeq, a predicted model, not a curated record